AUGUUGCUUAAACAACGUCUCAGAGCACGUGGUCCCACCCCACUCCUCACUGACGUCCUGCACAUGUGGGGUGUCUGCGUUGGUGAUACUACAGCUGGAGUGGCAAUGUGUGCGUGUGCAAGCAUCAGCAUAUGCGCCCCCUCUCUUUUUUCCCUGCCUCUCACCCUGGAGAUCAGGCAUGUGGACGCCUCGCUACACAGGCGUCCUGCGCUCCUACAGCUGAGUGUGAACGUGUGCGGGCCGCAAGUGCUCACUCUUCCUCUCGAGACAACUCGAAAUUUUGCCUCCGCCCUUCCCCCUUUUUCCCUGCCCCUCACCCCGCCCUAUCAGGCACGUGGACCCCUCUCCAUACUGACGUGCUGCGCUCCUACAGCUGGAGCGUCAACGUGUGCGGGCGCAAGCGCUGGCUGUUCCUGGAUCCGGGCGCGCUGGUGCAUGGUGGAGCAAGGAGCAGGGGACGCCAUCUUUGUGCCCAGCAACUGGUUGCAUCAAGUCACCAACCUGGAGGACACUAUUUCCAUCAACCACAACUGGAUCAACGCCACUAACCUCAUGCACACUUGGCGUCUGUUGAAGGAGGACGAGCAGGAGGCGCGUGCAGCGAUCUGCGAUGUGGAGGAGAUGGUGAAGGCGGGGCAGAUGACAGAGAGGGAGUUUCAGCAGCUCGUGCAGCGCAACCUCAUGGCCAACUCGGGGAUGAACUACACUUCCUUCCUCUCUUUCUGCUCUUUCUUCGCCGUGCGAGCCAUGCGCACCGCGCUGCAAGAAGCAUGGCGAUCCGAGAAGGAUGACCUAGUCAUAGACGCACCGGAGGCGCGAGUGAAAGAGCUGGAAGCCAGAUGGACACAGAGCAUGGGAUCGUCCGAGGACAAGGAGGGGGGGUUGACAGAGGAGCUUGGAAGGGGCUUGAGGAGCAGAAGGGGAGGGAGUGGGGGAGGGGUGCAGCAGGGGGCUUUGCAGGGGGGUGUGCGGGGGGGUGUGCAGGGGGGUUUGCCGGUGUUGCUGCAAGCGAAAUAUGACCUGUAUGAGAUUGCAACUGUUCUGGAUGAUAUGGUUCUCACCAAGUGGUAUCAGCAGGGGCUGUGGCGGAGGGAUGGGGAGGGAGGUGUGGAGGGGAAGGGCGUUGAGACGGGAGAGGAGGAAGAGGAGAAGGGAGGGGGGGAGGAAAAGGCGGAAGGGGAGGAGCAAGGUGCAAUUGGUGAGGAGAAGGCUGAGUUGGGACCGUUCAGGCUUGCCAUGCUUUGUAGAAUCGUUGGAGAGCCGUUUGAAGGUGGUGACAAUUUGUUCUUCAGAUGGAGUUAG
This is a messenger RNA of Closterium sp. Naga37s-1, 1302 nucleotides long. The record is from the annotation of a GenBank genome assembly. Lineage: Eukaryota; Viridiplantae; Streptophyta; Zygnematophyceae; Desmidiales; Closteriaceae.